UGCAGGUAAUUCAAAUGGCACUCAAGUGGUUCUUGAAUUCUACAUUUACACAUGUCUUGGGUCAUACACAAAAUGUUGGCAUGAUUGAGGGAAGUGGGAUUAAGGAAGGAAAAGAAAGGAAUGUUUCAAUGGUUUCAAUUUGCAAGGAAGAGUACCCAAAUGGAUUCCAAAUGCCUCUUCACUAUCCAAAGUACAACAAGGCAGAUUAUGAGAAAAUGGAAGAAUGUAAGUUGGACUUGCUUCUCAAAGAAUAUGGGUUCAAAGUUAAGGGCUCUCUUGAGGAAAAGAGGCAGUUUGCCGGGGGUGCUUUCUUAUGGCCGGAUCAACUUUGAUUCCCAACUCUUUCUCGCAAAUUUUAUCUUUUAUCCAAUCUAGUAGUUGUAUUUAUUUAUUUUUGUGAAAAGUAAAAGAAAUGUGUCUUUAGGUUUUUUUAAGCAUGGAAAUAUGUACUAGAAAUAUGUGUUUUAGGCGUUUUUAUUUUGAUCGUGAGGGGGGUUUGCUUUCAUCAUUCCCCUUUUUGGUUUUGGGUGUGAAAUUUUGGUUCUGUAUUUGGAGUCCAAAUAGAGUUUUAUCUAACAGGUGAUAUGUAGUAUAGCUUUAAAAUAAAAUAAAAUAAAAAUAAAAAAAAUCUCCAUUUAUGG
Molecule: messenger RNA, 641 nt
Organism: Morus notabilis
Lineage: Eukaryota; Viridiplantae; Streptophyta; Magnoliopsida; Rosales; Moraceae
Exons: 1
Coding region: 15-332 (105 amino acids)
Source: RefSeq, a predicted model, not a curated record